Messenger RNA from Thlaspi arvense, 390 nucleotides. NCBI's taxonomy places the organism in Eukaryota, Viridiplantae, Streptophyta, Magnoliopsida, Brassicales, Brassicaceae. The record is from the annotation of a GenBank genome assembly.
CACCAAGUAAUUCUUCUUCUUCGUCACUUCUUUUGCAAAUCCUUUGCCCACACCAUCAAAGAGCGCAUCGAAAGGUGGAAGAUACAGGCGUAUGAAAAGUACCCAAAGGGGCAGUCUCGAGGAAGGUGGAAACACCUCAAGCAGAUUCUUCAGGCUGAGAAUUUCCAAGAUUGUCCUCCCCAUGAACCCAAUUAUGUCAACAUUGAGUCGCCUCCAUCCACUCAGCCAUGCAAGAGAAUUUGCGAUAUAACAGGAUAUGAGGCACCAUAUGUCGACCCAAGAACAAACCUGCGGUAUGCAAAUUCCCAGGUUUUCAAGGCCGUAAGGUCACUCUCUGCCGAGCAAGUCCAGCAGUAUCUCUCCAUACGCAAUGCUGCUGUUGUUCUCAAG